CAGCAGCAGUUCACUGGAGUAAGGGGGGGCUCCACGAGCGUUCGCUAAACUCUUCGCAACCGAACGCCUGUUUGACUGAGCGGACACGAUGGGAAAUGCUGCGUCUGGCCUACCCUUCGUCGUGGGCGAGGAGGUCGACUCCUACCCGGAGAGCCCGGAGACAUGCUCGUGGCGCAUGCACAGCGGGACCAAGCGGGCCGGCGGGGGCAGCGUGUCGAUAUUCCGGCUGGACCUGAAGACGUGCCCGCCCAUAGCGAGGGUGUCGGGUCAAGAAGGCAUGAAGAGCCUCCGGACGCUGAGGCACCCACACGUGCUCGCCUGCCUCGACUCGGUGCAGCUGGAGACGGAGUACGUGAUCGCCACGGAGGAAGUUAUCCCGCUCAUGCGCUGGGUUCGCGAAUGCUGCGAGCCGGGCAAGAAGGACGAGCAGGUGGCUUGGGGGAUGCACUGCCUUUGCAGCGCCCUCAAAUUCCUACACGAGGACUGCAAGUUCUACCACAAUAACAUCAGCACCGACACUGUCUUCGUCACGAGCGGCGGUGACUGGAAACUUGGGGGGAUGGAUCUUUUGUCCCCGCUUGGAGGGAAGGACUACUCCAUCGCCGAGAGGCGGGGGCUGCAGCCUCGACACUUUCAGUCUGCGGAGAGGAACAAUGACGACUGGUGGCGGUAUUCGCCGACGUUGGAUGGAGGAGGGGUCCACAUGCCCAUCCACUGCAUGGAUGUCUAUGCCCUCGGCCGCCUGCUGGAGCGAGUUUAUCCCGAGGGGACCCCGUCAGGGUUAGACAGGUACGUUGGCAAGAUGCUGCUUCCAGAGCCGACGAAGAGACCAACGGCAUCCCAAUACCUUCGGUGCGCCUUUCUCAGGAAGCAGACCGUCAAGGAUCUCACGGCGUUAGAGGAGAGCAAUUUCCCCUUCCUUUUACCAAAACCCAUUUGCCCCGCUUUGCUUCAACGCCCCUCCACGUAUGAAAAGAUUUCGAAGGAGAUGCCCGACGAAGACUUCCGCUCGACCAUCCAGCCAACCAUCGCCCGUCUCUUCGCCGUAAACGAUCGAGGAGUACGGGUCAUGCUCCUCACCAGCAUACCGUCCUACGGGAAACGGCUAGAGGAUGCCGUAGUCAACGACCAGGUGUUCGAACCGCUGUGUGCGGGUUUUACGGACGCGGCCGCUCCGCUUCGUGAGCUGACGCUGAAGAGCAUGGUGGCGUUCACGCAGCAGCUGUCGGAGAAGAAUAUGAACGACAAGCUCAUCAAGCACCUGGCAAGGCUGCAGGGUGACGCGGAAGACUCCAUCCGUACAAACGCGAUUAUUUUCCUGGGUAAGGUGGCGGCGCAGCUGAGCCCGGCCGUAAGGGACAAGGUGCUGCUGCCGGCGUUUGCCAGGGGGGUGAAGGAUCCGUUCGUGGCGACGAGGCUGGCAGGGCUCAGGGCUACGGCGGCUUGCCACCAGCACUUUCGGGCGGAGGAGGUCUGCGCCAAGGUGCUCCCGACGGUGAUGCUGUGCCUCAUAGACCCGGGGUCAGAGGCGGUACGGGCGGCCGCCUUCGCGUGCGUUGACACGUAUCUGUCCAAGCUUCGAGAGGUCUCGGAGAGGAUGAAGGUGGAGGAGGAGGAGCGAAGAAGGAUUGAGGCAGAGGAGAAAGCGGCCGAGCUCGCGGCUCACGGCGUCAGCGGCGGCGGCGGAGGGAACGCGGCAGCGGGUGGUGGUAGUCUCGGAGGGGGCUCCGCGGCAUCAUCUUCGGCGGGGGCUGCGAAGAGGACCUCCGCUGGGUCUGAAUGGGGGAGCUGGGCGCUGGGAAAGCUCUCCGAGACUCUCGCUAGCUCGGCCCUCCCCAGCAGCGGACCCGUCGGGGCGGCAGGGGGUGGUGCCGACACCAUGAGCAACAGCAACAGCAGCACCUCGUUGGCAUCGGCGGCGAUGUCUCCGCCCCCUUCGGUAUCGUCGUUGGGGGUGCCGAGACACCACACCACGGCCCUAGGCCUUAACCUCAAUGGCGCCGGCAACGUGUCGGCAAGCAUUCCCGGUUCGGUGGCGUCGGCGGUGGCGGCGGGUCUCCCUGUCGGCGGAGGAGGCGGUGCGGGCGGGAAGGGGAUGUUUGGCUAUGUCCCUGGGGAGGAUGGGGAGGAUUACGGUGAUGGCGGCGGCGAAGACGAAUGGCAGGACGCAAGAGACGUCCAGCCCGCACCAGCGUCCACAAACGGGCGCACGACCAAUGCUGCCGCGGGUUCGAGACCCUCAUCGAUCCUCAGCCUCAAGAAAGCCAGUCCCCCCGGAGGGGUUUCUGCCGCUCCUGCGGGCGGCGGCGGCGGCGGCGGCGGCGCGGGGGAAGGGUGGGACUGGGACGGCCUCGACGGUGUCGGAGACGACGCGCAACCGCCGCCGCCUAAGCCGCCCUCGCCCACGCUGCCGAAGCGCGUCGUUUCGUUGGGGUUGGGCGGUGGCGGCGGCAGGGGAGGCUCAGGGGCUGGUGCUGGUGCUGCUGGGGGGGCGGCGGCGGGUGACGCCGCGAGCCGGAGAGAAGCCUUGCAGAAGCGACGGGAGGCCCGAAGGGCGCAACGCGAGAGCAGCAAGACGAAAGCGAAACCGGUGGUUGCGGCGAAGAAGCUGAUGGACAUCGCCCCGCCUGACGGCUGGGAAGACUUCUAGAGGCUUCUUCUACAAGCUCCUUUUCUAUUAAUAACUUCUUCUUGAUAACCUUGUGCACCACGUGGAAGCUUCUUCUAGAUAAUAAUAUUUUUUUAUGAUCUGGUGCACCACCGCGGUACAUCACACCUAGCUUCUUCACAGCAGCAAAUUUGUUUUUUUUGCUUCUCUCUGUCGUGUUGGUCCCGAGUUUUCCCGCAAGAAAGUUCGGGUUUUUGAAUUUCGUAUUGUUGUUGUACGUCUGCCCUCCUGCUGUUGCUUGCUUUGAUUUGUAGCGCAAUGCCGACAGGAUAUAUGUGCCAUCGCCGAUUGUUUUUUGCUUCAAGAUGUAAUUUCCACAGGUCCGUUCUGUAGGGUACUGAUACUUCUGUAGGGUACUGGGGUCUCACAGAACUCCUCUGUAAAAUCUCUGUAUGUGCUGGGGUCUCACAGAACUCCUCUGGUACUGGGCGAGUACCGAACGUUCUGUGAAAUCUCUGUAGGGUACUGGGAGAGUACCGAACUUCCUGUAAAAUCUCGGUAGAUACUGGGGAGAGUACCGAACUAUCUGUGA
Molecule: messenger RNA, 3200 nt
Organism: Ectocarpus sp. CCAP 1310/34
Lineage: Eukaryota; Phaeophyceae; Ectocarpales; Ectocarpaceae
Source: the annotation of a GenBank genome assembly